Molecule: messenger RNA, 942 nt
Organism: Quercus lobata
Lineage: Eukaryota; Viridiplantae; Streptophyta; Magnoliopsida; Fagales; Fagaceae
Product: probable glutathione peroxidase 4
Exons: 6
Coding region: 139-651 (170 amino acids)
Biological process (GO): response to oxidative stress
Cellular component (GO): cytosol
Molecular function (GO): peroxidase activity
Source: RefSeq, a predicted model, not a curated record
UAAAUAUCAACAGAACAGAGCAAAUCAAGCUAGGCCUCUGCCGUACGUAAGACAAACUCGUUUGAAACCACUGCUUCUUCUUGGUACUCAAAAUAAAAAUAGGAAAACCUAUUUUCUGUUUCCAUCAAACUCAGCAAAAUGGGUGGUAAUCAGUCUGUCCCAGAAAAAUCUAUCCAUGAGUUCACUGUCAAGGAUGCUAAGGGCAAAGAUGUGGACCUUAGCAUUUAUAAAGGCAAAGUGCUUCUUGUGGUUAACGUUGCUUCCAAAUGUUCGUUUACAGACUCGAAUUACACCCAGUUGACUGAGGUUUACAGCAAAUACAAGGACAAAGGUCUAGAAAUCUUGGCAUUUCCAUGUAAUCAAUUUUUGCACCAAGAGCCUGCUACAAGCCAGGAGGUACAAGAAUUUGCCUGCACGCGAUACAAAGCUGAAUAUCCAAUAUUUCAAAAGAUACGUUGCAAUGGAUCGGAUACCGCGCCUGUCUACAAGUUCCUCAAAUCAAGUAAAACUGGAUUCGCGGGGUCUAGGAUAAAGUGGAAUUUCACCAAGUUCUUAUUGGAUGGGGAAGGCCGUGUCAUUCAACGCUAUGGCUCAUCCACUUCUCCUUUGUCCAUUGAGGGUGACAUCAAGAAAGCAUUGGGAAUUGCAUGAGACUAGUACUCAGUUCUGCUAGUAAGAAUAAAUUUAUUCAAAGCUACUACUAUUGGUGCCAGAAAUUUUUUAUGGUAAUUAUGUUUUAGGUAUUCCUGAGUCGAUAUAUCUGUAUUUCCCAUAUAGGAAUUUCACUUCCUUUGUCUUGUGUUAUUGUAAUUGCCAGUUUCUGUGCUUAUGUAUUGAUGGGAUGUAUUGUUAAAGAUUUAGUUGUUCAAUUGAGUGAAUCACUAUAUGCGGUUGAAAAAACGUUGAGAAGUAUAUAUAUCCAUUUUUAGAGGGUUUUGUUAA